Acanthosepion pharaonis is the source of this 462-nucleotide messenger RNA. The record is from the annotation of a GenBank genome assembly. Lineage: Eukaryota; Metazoa; Mollusca; Cephalopoda; Sepiida; Sepiidae.
AUGUCAAUCAACACCUCUGAUUUCAUUUUACCUGAAAGAAAUCUAAAAAUGGCUUCUUUUCUUAUUUUCUUCUUCUUCUUCUUCUUCUUCUUCUUCUUCUUCUUCUUCUUCUUCUUCUUCUUCUUCUUCUGUGCUCCACUCAAACCAUUACAUUUCAUUUCUGUUGAAAGCACAAAAGUGCCAAUACUUUCUUCUAUUUUACCAAUUCUUCUUCCCACCUUCUCUCUUUCUCUGUCUCUCUCCCUCCCUCUCACCCACCGUCUCUCCGUCUCUCCCUCCCUCUCUCAGUUUUUUCAUUCACUGCUAUCUAUCUAUCUAUCUAUUUCCGUCUUCACAUUAUCUAUCUACCUAUCUAUAUAUCUUGUACGCAAAAUCAUUAGCAUUUACAUUUUUUCUACCCACAUUCGAUUGUCAAUGCUCAACUAUAAAAAUAGCCAUUGUCUAUCUGUUUAUAUAAAUUGA